UGGCAGUGGUAUUCCAGAGGCAUUCCCAGCAGGGUGACUCUCAUGCACUGUGCUGACAGCUGACUUGUGUAGUGGGGAAGUCAUUAUUGUUUCCAGCCAGUCUGCAGUGGCUCUCACUUCACAAACACAACAGUGAAAUAAAGAGCAUUUUCUUAAAGCUAAUCCUGCUGGACUUUGGGCACUGCCUGUGGGCGUUUCUUUGAAUGCACUAUGUGGGGCAUUUGCUGCAGAACUAUGGUGGGGAUGGCGAAACCCUGUGGCCUAAUGAAGCCCUGUCACCUGGUGAAGCCGGUGUCGGUGACCCGGGUGUCCGGCAGAUACCUGACCCACCAGAAGGGAUUGCCCACUCUGCCCGUGCCCCCCCUGCAGCAGACCUGUGAGCGCUACAUCAGUGCUCUGGAGCCCGUCGUGGAGGCGGACGAGCUGAAGCACACCAAGGAGCUGGUGGACGCCUUUCAGAGAGCAGGAGGGGUGGGAGAGAGACUUCAGAAGAGUCUGGAGAAGAGAGCACAGAACACGGAGAACUGGUUGUCAGAGUGGUGGGUGCAGAUUGCUUAUCUCGAUUACCGGUUGCCUGUGGUGGUGCAUUCAAGUCCCGGGUUGGUCUUGCCCCGCAUGAACUUCAGAGACAAACAGGGACAAAUAAGGUUUGCUGCCAAACUGAUAGCAGGUGUUUUGGACUUCAAGACAAUGAUUGACAAUGAGACCCUGCCAGUUGAGUAUAUGGGAGCGAAGCCCCUAUGUAUGAAUCAGUACUACAAAGUGCUGUCGUCCUGCCGUAUCCCCGGCCUGAAGAGCGACUCGGUGGUGAACCACGCCAAGAGCUCCAGGCCCCCGACACACAUCACUGUAGUGCACAACUUUCAGUUCUUUUACCUGGAGGUGUACAACAGCGACGGGACUCCACUGACAGCCGAUCAGCUGUGUGUUCAGCUGGAGAGGAUCUGCCGCUCCUCACAGACAGCCAUGGAGCCCGUCGGCAUCCUCACCACCCAGCACCGGAACUCCUGGGGCAAGGCCUACGUCACCCUCAUCAAGGAUAAGACCAACAAGAAAUCGGUGUCGGCCAUCCAGAGGAGCAUCUUCAUUCUGUGUUUGGACGGAGCGAUGCCUCAGGUGUCCGACGAGACGUACCGCAGCUCGGCCGCCGUCCAGAUGCUGCAUGGAGGAGGCAGCCAGUGGAACAGUGGCAACCGCUGGUUCGACAAGACGCUUCAGUUUAUUAUUGGAGAAGACGGGACAUGUGGGGCGAACUAUGAGCAUGCCCCAGCUGAGGGCCCCCCUAUAGUGGCCCUGAUCGACCAUGUUGUGGAAUACACGAGGAAGCCAGACAUGGUGCGGACUCCUAUGGUGCCUUUGCCCAUGCCCCAAAAACUGCACUUCAACAUCACACCAGAGACCAAGAAGGACAUCGAGGAGGCCAAGCACGCCAUGGACAUGCUGGCCCAGGAGCUGGACACCAAGGUCAUUGUGUUUGACCACUUUGGUAAAAAUAUCCCAAAGAGCCACAAGAUGAGCCCCGAUGCGUUCAUACAGGUGGCGCUUCAGCUGGCCUACUACAGGAUGAACCGGCGCUGCUGUGCCACGUACGAGAGUGCCUCCCUGCGUAUGUUCAGAUUCGGCCGCACAGAUACCAUCAGGUCUGCGUCGAGCGCCUCCGCUGCCUUCGUCAGAGCCUUCGAUGACCUCAGCAAACAGAACACAGAGAAGGUAGAUCUAAUGGAGAAGGCUGUUCAUGCUCACAGGGCGUAUACUAACAUGGCGAUCAGUGGCCAGGCGAUAGACCGACACCUCCUGGGCCUUAAGAUGAUCGCUCUGGAGGAGAAAGUCUCCAUUCCUGACAUCUACACGGACCCCGCCUACGCCAAAGCCUUAGAGUACAAGCUCUCUACAAGUCAGGUCCCGUCCAAGACCGACUGCGUGAUGUGCUUCGGCCCGGUCGUACCCAACGGAUACGGUGUGUGCUACAACCCCAUGGACGACCACAUCAACUUUGCUGUGUCGUCCUUCAACAGCUGUACAGAAACAAACGCUGCACAUCUGGCCCGGGCCGUGGAGGCUGCCCUGCAGGACAUGAGGACACUGCUGGAACAAACCCCACGAGCCAAACUGUGAAGGCUGGUCUUCCUUAAGAGGAGGAGCCUCACUCCGUGUGUGUGUGAUGGACUGAACCCCCUGCUGCUGCAGGACUGCCAAGCUGCAGCAUUCUCCUGAUUAGAUUAUCUUGAUGCACUUUAAAUAAUGUGUGCUUUGCAAUGACUGCUGUUCCUCCGGUGCACAAUUCAUAGAGACGGACAAUCGUUUUACAGCCCGUUCUGUUUCAAUCGUGAUUCACACAAAUGAUCUGUUGGAUGGAUAUUUUGAAAUCUCUGUGCCUUAAUCUUACACUGUUUGAUAACUCAGAGCCACUAUGCAGCUGUGGCUUACUCUAACUCUCUACGUCUAAGCAUUUUCUAAAGGUCAUAGCAUCUUCACUCUAAUAAUAAUCAUGUAUUGUAUCAUCACCCAUUCAGCAAGUGUUUCAGUUACCAUGAACAUGUCUCUACUGAGCACUGACACUCUGAUCCUGCAGUUCAUUAAUCCAUGCUUUUAAUUUAAAGAUUGUACUAAUCUGUGUCCUCUGAUUUCCACAUGCAUAUUUACAUGUUCUACCACAUGACAGCCAGUCGGUACAUCUGCAGUAAUGUCUUCUACAGUGUCCUCCUUAUGCCAGGAGGGACACACUGCAGAAUCUAUUCAGAAAACUGGGUUUAUUUAUGUUUAUUUGAUGCAAAAUGACCUUGUUUUGUGAUCCACAUAUUGUUUCCUGACACGGUUUUUAACCCUCCCGUCGUGUUCGGGUCGGAUUUACUUCUUUCAUCAAUCAUAAAUAUUGUGUUUUACAUCUGAUUGCUUCAAGGCCUCCACAGUAGGCAUUUGAACAAUUACUAAUCCCCACUUUCACUGAGUUUUGAGUGGUUUUAAUCCACUUUGUAACACCAAAAAUGACCACCACAGGUAAUUAAUGCCUGUUCAUCUGUCAGAUAGUUCACACCUACAGACCUACAGCCAUGUUCAUUUGCAACACAUGUUCAGUGUCUCUGUUCUGUGUAUUUUCACUGCAGUUAUUCAUGUUUACCAGUAGUCUGAAUCCUUGUUUACACCUGAAUAAAAUGUGGUGAUGAUGAGGUAAAACAGACCAGAGAAAUUUGAGCGGGAACCCCAAAGUAAGGGAGGAGAAACGAACACGACAGGAGGGUUUACCUGUGUGUGAACUUCAAUGAGACCUCUCUAUCUGUGUUGGCCAGUCAGCAUUUCAUCGUGAUUGUUGUGUGAGAUAUUCAGCAUUCAGUAGAACUAAUGGAAUUAUUCUAUGCAGGAAUUAAGCUAAUCAUACUGGGAGGAGAGUCUAGCUGGACAAAAUAUUCUGAAUCAUGUGUUUGAUUAAAUUAAAUGCAUUAUUUUCAAAGUC
Messenger RNA from Eleginops maclovinus (Patagonian blennie), 3451 nucleotides. It is a transcript of the gene crata, whose product is annotated as carnitine O-acetyltransferase a. Lineage: Eukaryota; Metazoa; Chordata; Actinopteri; Perciformes; Eleginopidae. The record is from RefSeq and is a predicted model, not a curated record. Gene Ontology annotation, molecular function: carnitine O-acetyltransferase activity. The transcript has 14 exons. Gene Ontology annotation, biological process: carnitine metabolic process, CoA-linked. Gene Ontology annotation, cellular component: peroxisome. Bases 211 to 2115 code for a protein of 634 amino acids.